AUGGCGGAUCAACACUACUAUCAGUCCCCCGCUCCGGGAGUCGCUCCUGGUGAAGACCCCUCCGAUCCGAAUCGAAUUCCCCAGCAAACUCCUUAUCCAAGCCAAUACCCUGCUGGAUAUACUCCGGGCCCUCCUCCGCCGCAGACCACUGCUUACUAUGGAGCUGGUGCCUCCGGCAAUCAGCAAUGGCCCGCCUCCGCAUACGGAUCCCCCCCGCCUGUACCACAGCAACCCGUGCCAGCUUCGUCCCAGUUCGCAUACAAUACCAGUCCGCAACCGGCUUUGGGAUCACCGGCUGACCCGUCAAUGGCUGGCUUGACGUCGCAGAUGAGUGGGUUGGGUAUAAUGGGAGAAGGAGCCGCUCGGAGUUCGAAGAAAAAGCACCGCCAUGCACACCACAACAUUGGGGCAGCACCGGCAGUGCAGCAACUGCCAACCGGUCCAGAAGACGCUCUGCCACAGCCUUCAUCCCAGUUUUUAAAUACCGGGCUGAACCAAGCCCCUCGCGCUGUAUCCCCGGCUCUGAGUGCUUCAGGAGGUAUCCCGCAACCAACAUUUGGAGCCGCACCUGAAGCAGCUCAUGGGACAGUUCCUACUCAAGGAAGGAUUGACCCGGAGCAGAUUCCAAGUAUACCACGAUCACGCGAUAUCCCGGCGCAAUACUACUUUAGUCAUGUCUAUCCUACAAUGGAACGCCAUUUACCUCCACCCGCGGCAGUUCCCUUUGUGGCUCACGACCAGGGUAACUCGUCUCCGAAAUAUGCCCGCCUGACUCUAAAUAACAUCCCCUCUUCCUCCGACUUCCUUUCGUCUACCGGACUUCCUCUGGGAAUGAUCCUGCAACCGUUGGCUCGCCUCGACCCCGGGGAACAACCGAUCCCCGUACUCGAUUUUGGAGAUGCGGGCCCUCCUCGGUGCCGCCGCUGCCGGACAUAUAUCAACCCAUUCAUGUCAUUCCGAUCGGGAGGAAACAAGUUUGUUUGCAAUAUGUGUACUUUCCCUAAUGACGUUCCUCCUGAAUACUUCGCUCCGAUCGAUGUUUCAGGGGCUCGUAUCGACCGGAUGCAACGCCCCGAGCUCAUGCAGGGAACAGUUGAGUUCCUGGUGCCCAAGGAUUACUGGAACAAGGAGCCUGUCGGUCUCCGUACGUUGUUCCUGAUCGAUGUCAGUCAGGAGUCGAUCAAGAGGGGGUUCCUGAAGGGCGUGUGCAAGGGUAUUAUGAAGGCUCUUUACGAAGAAGAACCAUCAGAUAACACAGAUGAAACUACGCCAACGCGCAAGUUACCUGAGGGCUCGAAGAUUGGAAUUGUCACUUAUGACCGGGAAAUACAGUUCUACAACCUGAGUGCGGAACUUCAACAGGCACAGAUGAUGGUGAUGACGGAUCUGCAAGACCCGUUCGUCCCCCUCAGCGACGGACUGUUCGUCGAUCCGUACGAGUCAAAGCAUGUUAUUACCUCUCUUUUAGACCAAGUCCCAAGUAUUUUCUCCCGUGUCAAGGUCCCAGAGACGGCUCUUUUCCCUGCCCUAAGCGCAGCACUUUCCGCUUUACAGGCUACUGGUGGUAAAAUCAUUGGGGCCAUCAGCACGCUACCAACCUGGGGACCUGGGGCUCUAACGCUUCGCGAUGAUCCUAAGGCGCAUGGGACAGAUGCGGAAAGGAAGCUGUUCACAACAGACAAUACUGCCUGGCGGGAAAUCGCAGGCAAGUUGGCCGAGGCUGGUGUUGGUGUUGACAUGUUUGUAGCGGCCCCUAGUGGAACAUAUAUGGACGUUGCUACUAUUGGUAUGCACUACUUUGCCCCGUCGAUGAAUGUGCUAACCUCCAUAGGCCACGUGCCUGAAGUAACGGGCGGUGAAACGUUCUUCUAUCCCAACUUCCACGCGCCUAGGGAUAUUCGGAAACUUUCUGAAGAAGUGGCGCAUGCCGUUUCGCGAGAAAAGGGUUAUCAGGCAUUGAUGAAAGUCCGCUGUUCCAAUGGGUUGCAGGUUUCGGCGUAUCACGGGAACUUUGUGCAGCACACAUUCGGCGCGGAUCUCGAAAUCGGCGCAAUUGAUGCCGACAAAGCGAUUGCAGUUCUUUUCAGCUAUGACGGCAAGCUUGACGCGAAGCUGGAUGCACACUUCCAAGCUGCGUUACUUUAUACGUCGGCGAACGGACAGCGUCGGGUACGUUGUAUCAACAUAGUGGCGGCGGUCAACGAUGGCGGACUGGAGACCAUGAAGUUUAUCGACCAGGAUGCCGUCGUGAGCAUAAUCGCUAAAGAAGCCGCUGCCAAGACGCUGGACAAGAACCUCAAGGAUAUCCGAGCGAGCAUUACAGAGAAGACUGUGGAUAUCUUUAGCGGAUACCGUAAGGUGUUUUCUGGAUCGCAUCCUCCUGGCCAGCUUGUAUUGCCGGAGAAUCUCAAAGAGUUCUCCAUGUUCAUCCUAGGCCUGAUCAAGUCACGGGCCUUUAAAGGCGGCCAGGAAUCAUCAGACCGACGGAUCCACGACAUCCGGAUGCUACGGUCAAUAGGCUGUACUGAAUUAUCACUGUACUUGUACCCAAGAAUCAUUCCUAUCCAUAACAUGCAGCCAGAGGACGGAUUCCCGAAUGAGCAAGGCCAGCUACAAGUUCCGCCUUCCCUUCGGGCUAGUUUCUCCAAGAUCGAAGAAGGCGGAGCAUAUUUGGUCGACGACGGGCAACAGUGUCUUCUAUGGAUUCACGCACAAGUAUCUCCUAAUCUUUUGGAGGACCUCUUCGGUCCCGGGCAGACAUCUUUGCAAGAGCUCAGCCCGCAAACUUCGUCCAUUCCAGUGCUGGAGACACAUCUCAAUGCGCAGGUCCGCAAUCUGCUUCAAUACUUCUCUACCAUUCGAGGGUCCAAGGCGGUCACGAUUCAGCUAGCCAGGCAAGGACUUGACGGUGCCGAGUAUGAAUUUGCGCGGUUGCUAGUAGAAGACCGCAACAACGAAGCGCAGAGUUACGUUGACUGGCUAGUGCACAUUCACCGGCAAAUAAACAUGGAGCUUGCCGGGCGCCGGAAACGUGAGGAAGCCGCUACAGAGGGAUCACUGGCCGGUCUGACUGGGCUACGAGCGCCCUAUUGGUAA
Molecule: messenger RNA, 3096 nt
Organism: Aspergillus nidulans FGSC A4
Lineage: Eukaryota; Fungi; Ascomycota; Eurotiomycetes; Eurotiales; Aspergillaceae
Product: Sec23/Sec24 family protein
Exons: 5
Coding region: 1-3096 (1031 amino acids)
Biological process (GO): intracellular protein transport; endoplasmic reticulum to Golgi vesicle-mediated transport
Cellular component (GO): COPII vesicle coat; ER to Golgi transport vesicle membrane; endoplasmic reticulum membrane
Molecular function (GO): zinc ion binding
Source: RefSeq, a predicted model, not a curated record